Messenger RNA from Notothenia coriiceps (black rockcod), 1043 nucleotides. RefSeq names its product eukaryotic translation initiation factor 4 gamma 1-like. The coding region runs from base 56 to 484 and encodes 142 amino acids. The record is from RefSeq and is a predicted model, not a curated record. NCBI's taxonomy places the organism in Eukaryota, Metazoa, Chordata, Actinopteri, Perciformes, Nototheniidae. The transcript has 3 exons. Gene Ontology annotation, cellular component: eukaryotic translation initiation factor 2B complex. Gene Ontology annotation, molecular function: translation initiation factor binding; translation initiation factor activity; guanyl-nucleotide exchange factor activity.
CCUCAAACCCUAACCCAGUUGUAGGGCUCUUGGUUCUCUGCCUGCGUGUAAAUGAAUGUGUCUCUGUGUGCAGGCUAACCUGGAUGAGCAGCAGAUGUCCUCCAACAUGCUGGUCAGAGCUCUGAUGACAUGCAUCUGUCAGUCAGCCAUCAUCUAUGAGACCCCGAACAAGGUGGACGCCGCUAAGAUCAGCAAGAGAGCGAAGGUCCUGCAGAAAUACCUGAGUGACGACAAGAAGGAGCUGCAGGCUCUCUACGCUCUGCAGGCGCUGAUGGUGGAGCUGGAGCAGCCGGCCAACCUGCUGCGGAUGUUCUUCGACAGCCUUUACGACGAGGACGUGAUCAAAGAAGAAGCUUUCUACAAGUGGGAGUCGAGCAAAGACCCGGCGGAGCAGCAGGGGAAAGGCGUGGCUCUAAAGUCCGUCACCGCCUUCUUCACGUGGCUCCGAGAGGCCGAGGAUGAAGACGAGUCCGACAACAGCUAGAGGAGGAAGACGCUCCGUGGAGGAUUCAGAAGAAAAAACCCUGAAUCAGCAAAAUCCUUCUGCAUAAACAGAAACACACAAAAAAGCAAGAAAAAAAAAAAAUUCUUCAACUGGGAGAGAUUGUAUUACGGAUCGAACACUCGAUCAGUUAUUUUUUUUGGUUUCCUUUAUUUUAUUUUUGUUCCCUUUUUUGCGCAACUGAAUGUCUUUUUUGGAAAUAAAUAGAGCGAGUAGAAGAGCGAGAGAAAAGCCGCCAGAGAAGACGCCGUUUCCUUCAGUAUUUCUUUGAAGUUAACCUGUUUUUUUUCAAACGGCUGGUUUUUCCUCGCCACAGUCAAACACUAUUCAAGACACUUUGCUUAAUGACAGAUAUAUUCAAAAAAAACAAAAACAAAAAAAACUUUAAAAGGCUGUUCACAUUUAUAUUUUUGAUGACUUCAUCGUGUGAGCGGCAGCAUCACAUCGAUCGGUAUUGGAUCUACACGACCAAGCGCUAGUUAGCUUUCCCUUUCAUCUUGUUCCCGUGUUGGAUGGUUGGAGUGAGCGUUUUGUAAUAAAA